Messenger RNA from Hordeum vulgare subsp. vulgare (domesticated barley), 1282 nucleotides. RefSeq lists its product as uncharacterized. The transcript has a single exon. Bases 40 to 1119 code for a protein of 359 amino acids. Lineage: Eukaryota; Viridiplantae; Streptophyta; Magnoliopsida; Poales; Poaceae. The record is from RefSeq and is a predicted model, not a curated record.
GGCCACAGGCCCACAGCAGCAAACCGAAUCCACCAACGAAUGCAACCGCAGCAGAUCCAGAGACCAGCCAUCGCCAUGGCCAUGGCCGGCCUCCUCCUCAAGCUCCUCCCACCUCAACCCGCUCCAUCCAUCCUCUCCUCCACCUCCCAACGACGGUGGUUAUCUCACCGUCGGCCACCACCAAUCCACCACACCGCCACCACCAGAAUCAAAAGCAGCGGCGACUCCUCCUCCUCCUAUGCCGCCACCACACCCGCAACAAAAACCUCAACGACGGUGAAGCUCACCUACCUCGAGUUCAACGGCUGGCUCUGGGAGCUGCCCGGCGGCUUCCGGAUCCUCGUCGACCCCAUCCUCGUCGGCAACCUCGACUUCGGCAUCCCAUGGCUCUUCGACGCCGCCAAGAAGACCCUCAACCCCAAGGACGCCGACGGCGCCGCCCUGCAACACCUCAACGUCGACCUGCUGCUCAUCACACAGAGCCUCGACGACCACUGCCACCUGCGCACCCUCACCAAGCUCGCCGCCAUCCGCCCCAACCUCCCCGUGGCCACCACGCCCAACGCGCGCCCCAUCCUCUCCGCCCUCCCCUUCACCGACGUCACCUACCUCGAGCCAGGCCAGUCCACCACCGCUGGCGAGGUCACGGUGCUCGCCACCGCCGGUCCCGUGCUCGGCCCGCCAUGGCAGCGCCCGGAGAACGGCUACAUCGUCACCACGGCCGGGAAGAGCGUCUACUACGAGCCGCACUGCGUGUACGACGCCGGCUUCCUUCGCGACAGGGCGCUCCGCGCCGACGUGCUCAUCACGCCCGUCAUCAAGCAGCUCCUCCCGGCCGACUUCACCCUCGUCUCCGGCCAGGAGGACGCCGUCGAGCUCGCCGGGCUGCUCAACCCGAGCUACGUCGUGCCCAUGAGCAACGGUGAGUUUGACGCCAAGGGCCUCCUCGCCGCCCUCGUCUCCACCCGGGGCACCAUCCAGGCCUUCAGGGCCAUGCUCGCCGACGCCCUCCCCGACGCAAAGGUCGUCGAGCCCACCCCCGGCGUCCCGCUCCACCUCUGCUUCGACGACGACCAGGACAACAACAACAACACCAAUUCAUCAUCAUCAUCAUCAUAGAUUAGUUCCAUUCUCUAUUACAUUGCAACAACAUAAGACAGAUAGAGAGCUCUAGUAGAAUGUAGUUCGAAAAUUCUUAAGAUGAUAUAUAUGCAAGUAUAAUACAAUUUUUUUCCUUUUGAUUUGAAGGAUAAGUAUAAUACAAUCUUGGUCCUUAGUGCAA